Messenger RNA from Closterium sp. Yama58-4, 6924 nucleotides. The record is from the annotation of a GenBank genome assembly. Lineage: Eukaryota; Viridiplantae; Streptophyta; Zygnematophyceae; Desmidiales; Closteriaceae.
AUGGCGUCGGAGUUAACUCCGAACGCGCUUGAGAUUCUAAACUCUGGUGCGACGGAUGGCAACUUCAUCCUGCAAGUGUUCGACUCGCGACAGGUCGGGAGCGCAUCCGUGCCGCCCGCGCAGGAGCGAUACCGGCUGAUGCUGUCGGACGGGCGGUGGCACCAGUGGGCCAUGAUCGCGUCGCAGAUGAACGAGCUCAUGCGCACCUCCGUUAAAAAGGGCUCCAUUAUAAAUCUCACGGAGUGCGUCACCAACACUGUUCACGGGAAAAAGAUCGUAAUCAUUUUAAAGAUGGAGGUGGUCAAGACCGACGCUCCCAUCAUCGGCGAUCCACAGCCCUUCCCCGCCGACGGCCAGGCCCCGCCUCCGCGCCAGCAGCCGUCGUCAACCCCCGCCAGCACAAUCACCAACAACUCCGCCGCCCCACCCCCGCAGCACCAGCCGCCGCCGCAGCAGCCGUCCAACACUCCCUCUAUGGCGCAGCACGGCCCGCCGGGCGUUACUCAUCCGCCCAAUGCACCCCAGUCAGUCCCGCCCAACCCGUACGCCGCUGGUGGCUUCGGUCAGCAGCAGCAGCAACAACAGCAGCAGCAGAAACAGUCCCAGUAUUCCGGGGGAAGUGGGCCUCCUGGCGGAGGUUCCGCCGCUAGUCACGGAGGAGGGUUCGCUGGCGGCCCAGGCGCAGGCGGCGGCGGGGGAUACGGGGGAGGGGGCGGAGCAGCUCCGCCGCCGUCUUACUCCGCGCGCGGGCCCGUGGCGCGGAACGAGGCGCACGCGCGGGUGGUGCCGAUUGACUCGCUGAACCCGUACCUGGGCAAGUGGACGAUCAAGGCGCGCGUGACGUCCAAGGGCGACAUCCGGCGGUACAACAACGCGCGCGGCGAGGGCAAGGUCUUCAGCUUCGACCUGCUCGACGCCGAGGGCGGCGAGAUCCGCGUCACGUGCUUCAACCGCGAGGUCGACAGCUUCUUCGACAAGAUCCAGAAGGGGCAGGUGUACCUGCUGUCCAAGGGCAGUCUGAAGCCGGCGCAGCGCAUGUACAACCACCUGCGCAGCGACUGGGAGAUCAUGCUGGACGCGUCCUCCACGCUCGACCUCUGCCCCGACGACGGCGCCAUCGGCGCCAUCCAGUACGACUUCCGCACCAUCGCUGACGUGGCGGGCAUGGAGAACAACAGCGUGGCGGACGUGCUGGGCGUGGUGGUGUCGGUGGGCGCGAGCGCGAGCAUCAUGCGGCGCAACGGCACCGAGACCAUGAAGCGCACCUGCAUGAUCCGCGACCAGUCCGGGCGGCAGACGGAGCUCACCAUGUGGGGCGGCUUCUGCAGCGCUGAGGGGCAGCAGCUGCAGGAGCUGGUGGAAGCAGGGCAGCACCCGGUGCUGGCGAUCAAGGCGGGGCGGGUGAGCGACUUCAGCGGCAAGUCGCUGGGCACCAUAUCGUCCACGCAGCUCGCCAUCAACCCCGACAUCCCCCAGGCCAAGGAGCUCGCCGCCUGGUACACCGCUGGGGGGGGCGCGUCCAUGCCCGUGCAGGUCAUCUCCUCCGAGUUUGGCGGGGCGGGCGGGGGCGGGACAGGCAGGGAGCCGCGCAAGAUGAUAGCGGCGAUCAAGGACGAGGGGCUGGGGCUGGGCGGCAAGGUGGACUGGAUCUCCGUGCGCGGCACCGUGUCGUACUUCCGUGCCGAUAACUGCUACUACCCCGCGUGCCCGCUCACGACGGCCGAGGGGCGGCAGUGCCAGAAGAAGGUGGUACAGGACAGCAAUGGCGACGGGUGGUACUGUGAGAAGUGCGGCCGCGCCACACCCACGUGUGACUUCCGGUACAUUCUCAGCUUCCAGUUGCAGGACCACACCGGCAUGACCUGGCUCUCCGCCUUCCAGGAAGUCUCCGAGGAGAUGCUGAAGACGCCUGCAUCGGAGAUCAACAGGUGGCGCGAGGAGAACGACCUGCGGGCGGGGGAGGUGUUUGCCAACGCGCAGUGGAGCCAGUGGGUGCUGAAGCUCAAGGUGCGAGAGGAGACGUGGCAGGACGAGGCCAAGGUGAAGUGCACCGUGGUCAAGGCGGAGCCCGUCAACUAUGCGGCUGAGAGCCGCGUGCUGCUGGAUUACAUUGGCCGGCUGCAGCGGGGAGAGCCACUCACUGCGCCUGUUCCGGCUUCCCCUGGGCUGUCUGCUGGUGUUGGGAGCAUGCAGGUGGGCCGUGGGGGUGGUGCAGGUGGGGGGUAUGCUGGCGGAGGAGGGGGAUAUGGGGGCGCUGCUGGUGGUGCUGGUGGCGGUGGUGGGUAUAACAGCAGUGCUUAUGGUGGUGGUGGUGGGGGAGGUGGUGGCUAUGGUGGGGGUGGGGGAGGUUACGGUGGGGUUGGGGGGUUUGAUGGUGGCAGUGGGGGCAGGGGUGGUGGGGGCGGUGGUGGAGGAGGGGGUGGGUCGUGCUUCAAGUGUGGGGGAUCGGGCCACUGGGCGAGAGACUGUCCUGCUGGUGGUGCUGGUGGGGGCGCAGGUGGUGGGGGUGGUUACGGGGGUGGGGGUGGUGGUGGUUAUGGUGGCGGUGGUGGCGGUGGGGGUGGGGGAGGGGGAGGGAGUGGUUCGUGUUUUAAGUGUGGGGGGUCAGGUCACUGGGCGCGAGACUGCCCUGGUGGUGGUGGUGGUGGUGGUGGUGGUGGUGGUGGCAGGGGAGGUGGAUAUGGUGGUGGAGGGUAUGCGAUGGGGAUUCCCGAUGACCAAGCCGCCGGAUCUAGCCCGCCUCCAUCAUCUGGAGCUGAGCGAUCAUCGCACGGCGGUCAGAGCAGGCUGAUCAUCACGGAGAUGGUCCUCGAGAACUUCAAGUCGUACGCUGGGGUGCAGCGCGUAGGUCCGUUCCACAAGUGCUUCUCGUCGGUCGUCGGCCCCAAUGGCAGCGGCAAGAGCAACGUGAUUGACGCCAUGCUCUUCGUCUUCGGGAAACGCGCGAAGCAGCUGCGACUGAACAAGGUGUCGGAGCUGAUUCACAACUCCACAGACCAUCAGAAUCUUGAGUCGGCCCGCGUAUCCGUGCACUUCAAGGAGAUAGUUGAUUUGGAUGACGAGAAGUACGAGUCAGUGCCAGGUUCGGAGUUCGUUAUAUCGCGUACGGCGUACCGCAACAACACGUCCAAGUACCACGUGGACGACCACGCGAGCACGUUCACGGAGGUGACGAGGCUGCUCAAGGCCAAGGGCGUCGACCUCGACAACAACCGCUUCCUCAUCCUGCAGGGCGAGGUGGAGCAGAUCGCGAUGAUGAAGCCCAAGGCGCAGGGCCCGCACGACGAGGGGCUGCUGGAGUACCUGGAGGACAUCAUCGGCUCCAACCAGUACAUCGAACAGAUCGACAAGGGCGCCAAACAGCUGGAGGAGCUGAACGAGCGGCGGGUGGGGCUGGUGGAGCGAGUGAAGCACGCGGAGAAGGACAAGGACACGCUCGAGGAGGCGAAGCGGGCGGCGGAGGCGUACAUGGUGAAGGAGGCGCAGUGCGCGCAGUGGGCCAUGGUGGGGCGCGCGAUGGGGCUGCGGGAGUCGCAGGGCAAGGCGGGCGCGCUGGGCGCCAAGGUGGCGGAGCUGGAGGGCACGCUGGCCGCUGAGAAGGAGAAGUGCUCCGGGCUGCGGGAGGAGCUGCAGGUGAAGACAGACGCGUGCGACAAGUGCAACACGGAGUAUGAGGCGCUGUGCGGCGAGCUGGAGGCGGCGAGGGCGGACUUCAAGGAGUACGAGCGCAAGGACGUGAAGAUGCGCGAAGACCUCAAACACUGCAAGGCGCGCCUCAAGAAGCUCGCCGAUAAGAUCGCCAAGGACACGGCCAAGGCGGAGGAGGUGGAGAAGGCAGCGGCGGAGGCGGAAACGGCCAUCCCCGAGUUGGAGAAGAAGGCAGCCGCGCUGGCGCCUCGGCUGGUGGAGGCGGAGAAGAAGCUGGAGAGCAUCCAGGAGCAGGUCCGAGUGGAGGUGGAGCGGCAGCAGCAGCAGCUGGGCCCGCUGCAGGAGCAGCUGGCGCCGUGGGAGGAGAAGGCGAGCGCCGCCAAGGCCAAGGCGGACGUGACGCGCACGAAGCUGAGCCUCAUCCGCGACAAGCACGCCGCCGCUGAGAAGCAGCUGGAGGCGGUGCGCAAGGCCAUAGAGGAGCGCGAGGAGGGGCGGAAGCAGAAGCCGGAGCAGCUGAAGCGCAUGGAGGCGGCCGUGAGGGAGAGCGAGGCGGUGGUGGCCGCUAGCGCCAAGGAGGAGGAGACCAAGGCGGAGGAGGAGGCAGCUGCGCGCGCAGAGGCGGAGGCUGCACAGGGGCGCGCGGCGGAGAUGAGGGAGGCGGCAGCGGCGCAGCGCAGCAGCAGCGCCAUCCUGACGGCGCUGAUGCAGGCGAAGCGGGACGGCAGCAUCCCCGGCAUCUACGGCCGCCUGGGCGACCUGGGCGCCAUUGACGGCAAGUACGACGUGGCGAUAUCAACGGCGUGCGGUGCACUGGAGUACAUAGUGGUGGACAACAUCGAGACCGCACAGGCCUGCACGGCGCUGCUCAGGGAGCAGCAGCUGGGCGUGCAGACCUUCCUCGCCCUGGUACACCCCCCUGCGCCUUGUUGGUUCCUUGCUCGUUGCCUUCCCGUCCUAUGUGCUGUGCAAUUCCCGCAGUUUCUGAGCUCUCUCUUUCAAAUUACCGCCACUGCAACAUUUCUGCUCGCCCUCCAUCCCGCUUCCACACAGUCGUUUCUCACUCAUUUUCCCUCCGCCACUCCUCUCUUUAACCCCCCCAACCCCCUCUCCGCUCCCACCAUGCGUCAGGACAAGCAGCAGCACCUGGUGCGGGACAUGUCUGAGAAGGUCAACACGCCGGAGGGAGUGCCACGGCUGUUCGACCUGGUGCAGGUGCAGGACGCGCGCCUGCUGCCCGCCUUCUGGUUCGCCCUGCGCAACACGCUCGUCGCCUCCUCCCUCGACCAGGCCUCGCGCAUCGCGUACGGCGCGGACGCGCGGUUCAGGCGGGUGGUGACGGUGGCGGGCGAGAUGUUCGAGUCCAGCGGCACCAUGGCGGGCGGCGGGGGGCGCCCCCGCGGCGGCCGCAUGGGCAGCUCGCUGAAGGCGGCGGCGGCGGCGGCAGGCGGGGGGGUGACGCGGGAGAUGGUGGAGGAGGCGGAGAGGGAGGUGGCGCACGCGGUGGCGCAGCUGGAGCGAGUGAGGGAGGAGAGGCGCGCGGCUGUGGCGAGAAGAGAGGAGGCGGAGAGGGUGUUGAAGCGGCUGGGAAUGGACAUUCCCAAGGUCCAGAUGGAGAUUGAGUCGCUGGCAGCGCAGGUGGGCGAGCUUAGGCAGCGCGUGCAGGGGCUGCAGGCAGCGGCCGUGGCGAGUGCGGAGGAGGAGAGGCAGAUGGGCGCGCUGCAGCAGCAGCUGGCGGACGAGGAGGGCGAGGAGGCGCGCAUUGGGGAGGAGAUGGCGCCGCUGGUGGCGGCGGUGGCGCGCGUGCAGCAGGCCAUCGCUGAUGCCGGCAGGGAGGCGCUGGGCCAACAGAAGGACCACGUGGCCGCCAUCCAAAAGGCCAUUGACGAGGCGCAGACGGGCAUCAACCAGAGCCGAGUGACAGUGGCCUCAAGUGGCCGCAACCUGGAGAAGCUGAGGAAGGCGGUGGGGGAGGCGGAGGAGGAGAAGGCGAGGGCGGAGGAGGAGAUGACACGGAAGAAGGAGGAGAUGAACGCCGUCAUGCAGGAGGCCUUCGCUGUCAACGACAACUACGAACGCCUCCGCCAGUUGGUGGAGGGCAAGAAGGAGGAGUAUGGCGGCAUGAAGAAGGAGUUCCUGGCCAUCAAGGCACAGCUCGACAAGAUACGCACCGGGGAGGUGGACGUGGAAUUGAAGCUGGAAGAUGCGAGGAAGGCGCUGAGGACGAGUCAGGAGACUGCUCGCCUGCAGAGGGAGAAGCUGAGGUCGCUGGGAGCGCAGCUCAGGCAGCACAUCGCUCAGAUGCAAGCGGAGGGCAUUGCAGAGGAGGACGUGGAGGCUGCAGGGCUGCCAUGGGACCUUCAGGAAGAGGAUGGGGAGAGACAGGGCAGGGCACGACCAGCAGCAGCAGGCGCAGCAGAAAGAGGAGGAGGGGAGGAUGAGGAGAUGGAGGAGGAUGAAGAUGCAGAGCAGAGGGAGGGAGGUGCGGGUGAGACAGGGACGGAAGAUGAGGGAGACGGUGAGGUGGAGAGGCUUCUGGGUCGCCUGUGUGGUAACCUUGUCCGUGCGGUUACCAGUCGGGAGGAGGCGGCAGCAGGGGAGCAGCGGCUGCGAGCAGAGUUGGAGGCACUCAAGGGGAACGUCAACCUGAGCUCCAUGGCCGAGUACCGCAAGAAGGAGGCGGUGUACGCGCAGAGGCUGGGCGAGCUGGAGGCAGUGACAGCGGAGCGUGACAGCGUGCGCGUGGCGCAGGAGGAGGUGAAGCGGCGGCGGCUGGAGGAGUUCAUGGCGGGGUUUGACGCCAUCACAAUGCGGCUCAAGGAGAUGUACCAGAUGAUAACACUGGGCGGCGACGCUGAGCUGGAGCUGGUGGACUCACUCGACCCGUUCAGCGAGGGCAUUGUGUUCUCCGUGCGCCCGCCCAAGAAGAGCUGGAAGAACAUCUGCAACCUCUCGGGCGGGGAGAAGACCCUGAGCUCGCUGGCGCUGGUGUUCGCCCUGCACCACUACAAGCCCACGCCCCUCUACGUCAUGGAUGAGAUCGACGCCGCUCUUGACUUCAAGAACGUGUCUAUAGUGGCGCAUUACAUCAAGGAGCGCACUAAGAACGCCCAGUUUGUCAUCAUCAGCUUGCGCAACAACAUGUUUGAGCUGGCAGACCAUCUUGUUGGGAUAUACAAGACACACAACUGCACCAAGAGCAUCACCAUCAACCCACGUAGCUUUGCAGUCGCGGCUGCUCCUACAGCGGCAGCUGCUCCAACUGCUGCGACCUAA